AUGGAGACGCUCAGAGCGUUGUUCGUCAAGCCUGAUCCGCAGCAGCAGGUCUCUUAUCGCCAGCUGCGGAAAUGCAACGCCCUCAUACGUUCCAACAUCCGUAAAUUAGACCGCGACAUCAAUCAAGUCAGACAAGUGGAAGCCAAGACGAAGAACCUCAUCCUCCAGGCCGACAAGCGAGCGCAACGAGAUCCUACGAGGCAGAAGCAAGCACAGAAGGAGGCCCGCGAUUUUGCGCGCGAACUGAUCCGGGCAAGAAAGACUAGCAACCGGCUCGUCACCUCCAAGGCGCAGCUCAAUAGCGUGCAGAUGCAGGUCAACGAGGCCUUCGCCGUGCGCAAGAUUGAGGGUAGCAUCCGCGCCAGCGUCGGCGUUAUGAAGGAUGUCAACCGCCUAAUCCGCUUGCCUGAGCUGGCCGGAACGAUGCAGGAGCUGAGCGUGGAGCUGAUGAAGGCUGGUAUAAUCGAAGAGAUGGUCGGCGAAAGCCUGCCCGAGGACAUGGACGAAUUCGAGGAGGAGGAGGCUGAGGGCGAGGUCGACAAGGUGCUCGGGGAGAUCCUCAAAGAUCGCAUGCCUAAAGAGCAGAUGCCCGCGGCGCCGGUCCACCAGGAACCGAAGCCGGUCGAGGCCGAGGAGGAAGAGGAGGACGCCGAGGCUAUGAUGGACCAGAUGCGCAACAGGCUGGAGGCCCUGCGCAGUUAA
Messenger RNA from Colletotrichum spaethianum, 702 nucleotides. Its product is annotated as vacuolar protein-sorting-associated protein 25. Gene Ontology annotation, cellular component: multivesicular body; ESCRT III complex. Gene Ontology annotation, biological process: protein transport; endosome transport via multivesicular body sorting pathway; late endosome to vacuole transport. The record is from RefSeq and is a predicted model, not a curated record. Lineage: Eukaryota; Fungi; Ascomycota; Sordariomycetes; Glomerellales; Glomerellaceae. The transcript has 2 exons. The coding region runs from base 1 to 702 and encodes 233 amino acids.